AGGUUUAGUUUACGUUUUACCUUUCAGCUUUUGGCUGGUCAGCGUUGCCACUAACACGUGUGGGAAAGUUGUGUUUUUUAAUUGAUUAUGUUGUAUUUAUCACAGUAGUUUAUAAAUUAUUUAAAACUUGAGAUAUUAUAUAGAAUUGUCUACAACAUGCCAGUAACCAAAGCGUCUACUCUUGUAAAUGGCAGUAAUCAAUCCCCAGAUGUUUGUGAAGGGGAAACCCAACCUAAGACUGCAAAACAGUUGGAGAAAGAAGCAAAGAAGUUAGCUAAACUUGAAAAAUUUAAACAGAAGCAAGAUAAAACAACGGUAGAUUCAUCCAAGGCAAAAGAUAAAACGGAGAAGAAAGAGAGGAAGAAGGAGGUUAAAGAGGCAGCGACGUACGACCUGCCGACGCCGGCGGGAGAGAAGAAGGACACCGGGUGUCCCAUGCCGGAUGCCUACAGCCCCCAGUACGUGGAGGCCGCGUGGUACAGCUGGUGGGAGAAGCAAGGAUACUUCACACCGGAGUAUGGAAGAAAGAGUAUCUCGGAGCCGAAUCCCAAAGGAAAGUUUGUGAUGGUGAUCCCUCCGCCCAACGUCACCGGAUCUCUGCAUCUCGGCCACGCGCUGACCAAUGCCAUCGAGGACGCGAUCACGCGGUGGCACCGCAUGAAGGGCGAGACGGUGCUGUGGAACCCGGGGUGCGACCACGCGGGCAUCGCCACGCAGGUCGUCGUCGAGAAGAAGCUGUGGCGGGAGGAGGGGAAGUCCCGCCACGACCUUGGCCGGGAGCAGUUCCUCGCCAAGAUCUGGGAGUGGAAGAAGAAGAACGGGGACAGGAUCUACACGCAGCUGCGGAGGCUGGGCUCGUCCAUGGACUGGAGCCGAGCCUGCUUCACCAUGGACCCGAAGCUGUGCCGCGCGGUCACCGAAGCGUUCGUAAGGCUCCACGAGGAGGGCACCAUCUACCGGAGCAACAGGCUCGUCAACUGGUCGUGCACGCUCAAGUCUGCGAUAUCGGACAUCGAGGUGGACAAGGUGGAGCUGAGCGGACGCACGCUGCUGUCGGUGCCCGGCUACGAGCGGAAGGUGGAGUUCGGCGCGAUGGUGCUGUUCGCGUACCGCGUCGAGGGGGAGGGGGAGGAGGGGGAGGAGGAGGUGGUGGUGGCGACCACGCGCGUCGAGACCAUGCUCGGGGACACGGCCGUGGCCGUCCACCCGCUGGAUCCGCGCUACGCCCGCCUGCACGGCAGGUUCGUGUUGCACCCGUUCUGCCACCGCCGGCUGCCCGUCGUCGCGGACGACUUCGUCGAGAGGGACUUCGGCACGGGUGCAGUGAAAAUCACACCAGCUCACGAUCCGAAUGAUUAUGAAGUUGGGAAGCGGCACAAUUUGCCAUUCUUAACAAUUUUCAGCGAUGAAGGGAUAAUAGUUGGUGAUUGCGGACCAUUUGUUGGUAUGAAGAGGUUCGAUGCAAGAAGAGCAGUAAUCGAGGCUCUGAAGGAAAAGGGUCUCUUCCGUGAAAUCAAAGACAACCCCAUGGUUGUGCCCAUUUGCAGCAGAUCCAAGGAUGUAGUGGAACCGCUCAUUAAACCUCAGUGGUAUGUCAAAUGCAGUGAGAUGGCUAAAAAUGCAACGGAAGCUGUGCAAUCAGGGGAACUGAAAAUUAUUCCUGAACACUUCUCUAAAACGUGGUACCAUUGGAUGGAGAACAUACGGGACUGGUGUAUUUCGAGGCAACUCUGGUGGGGUCACAGGAUCCCAGCUUAUUUUGUGACCGUUGAUGAUCCUCGGAUACCUCCAGGCAAUGAGUGUGACAACGAGUACUGGGUGAGCGGCCGAACGGAAGAGGAAGCACUGGAGAAAGCAGUGAGGAAGUUCAACGUACCUGCGUCCAAGAUCACUCUUACGCAAGAUGCAGACGUACUCGACACGUGGUUCUCCUCCGGACUUUUCCCGUUCUCCAUUUUCGGGUGGCCAGAAGAGACGGAGGAGCUGAGGAGCUUCUACCCGGGCAGCCUGCUGGAGACGGGCCACGACAUCCUGUUCUUCUGGGUGGCUCGCAUGGUCUUCCUGGGGCAGAAGAUGCUCGGGAGGCUGCCCUUCAAGGAGGUGUACCUUCACCCCAUCGUCCGGGACGCCCACGGCCGCAAGAUGAGCAAGUCGCUCGGUAACGUGAUCGACCCCAUGGACGUCAUCACGGGCAUUUCGCUGGAGGACCUACAUGAACAGUUACUUGAAAGUAAUUUAGACCCAAAAGAAAUUGCAAAAGCGAAAGAUGGCCAAAAGCAAGAUUUCCCAAACGGAAUACCAGAAUGUGGAACCGAUGCGUUAAGAUUCGCACUGUGUGCUUACAUAAUGCAAGGCCGUGACAUAAACUUGGACAUACUGCGCGUCCAGGGCUACAGGUUCUUCUGCAACAAGCUGUGGAACGCCACCAAGUUUGCCCUCGCGUACCUGGGAAGCGACUUCGUGCCGUCGGACGGUGAAGUAAGUUGCGCGGCGGCGCGGCGCGGCGACACGGACGGUGACGGUGCGGGUGGUGGUGGUGGUAGUGACGGUGGCGGUGAGGUGGAGACGGAUGUGAGGUCCAUCGUCGGCAUCUGCCGCACGGGGCGGGCGGGUGUGACGGACGCUAUCUGCCGCGGUCUGGACGGCUACCUCGCGGAUCGUAGCUACCUCGGAGGUUACGUUCCCACGCAAGCCGACAGUGCUGUGUACGCGGCCGUGAACAGAACUGUGUCCCCCUUGCGACUGCCUCAUCUCAGCAGGUGGCAGAGGCACCUUAGAAGUUUGGUCGAGGGUAAAGUGUCCUUUCCCCCUUGCCCCUGGCUGAACGACGUAACUCCUGUUGCGAGAAAGGUGCGUGGCAAGGAGUCCCCCAUGGACGUGUGGAUGCUGAGCCGGUUGGCCGCGGCGGUGGAGCAGUGCGACAGGGGCUUCAAGGCGUACGAGUUCCCGACUGCGACGACGGCGUGCUACAACGUGUGGCUGUACGAGCUGUGCGACGUGUACUUGGAGUGCCUGAAGCCCGUGCUCCAGGGCGGGGACGAGGCGAGCGUCGCCGCCGCGAAGCAGACACUCCACACGUGCCUGGACGUCGGGCUGCGCCUGCUCUCGCCCUUCAUGCCGUUCAUCACGGAGGAGCUGUACCAGCGGCUGCCCGGCAGCUCCGCCGCCACCCCGAGCAUCUGCGUGGCACCGUACCCUCAGGUCGAGGAGUGCCCUUGGAGAAAUUUGGUUGUGGAGUCUGAAGUGGAGUUCAUCCUCAAGAUUGUUCACAUGUUGAGAUCUGUUCGUAGCGACUACAAUCUGCUCAACAAAACCCGAACCGAAGCGUACGCCGUGUGCUCGGACGAAGGCACCACGGAGCUCGUGAGCAGGUACUCGUCCGUCGUGGUGACGCUGGCGUGCUGCAGCAAGCUGGACGCCAGGUCCGCGCCGCCGCCGGGUUGCAUCAUCGUUACCGUCUCCGACAAGUGCGAGGUCCACCUCCUGCUCAAGGGCUUGGUGGACCCCGAGAAGGAGCUGGCGAAGGCGGGCAAGAAGCAGGAGCAGCUGCGGCAGCAGGUGUCGAAGCUGAGGGCGGCGGCGGCGGCCCCGGACUACGCGACCAAGGUCCCGGCCGAGGUCCGGGACGCCAACGCCGAGAAGCUGGCCUCGUCGGAGGGAGAGCUGGUCCGCCUGGAGGCGGCCGUCUUGGCGCUCAGGGACAUGCAGCUGGCCUGAGGCGCCCGUCUGACCUGUCGGACGCAAGCAAUAAGUUAUUUCGAAAAUGCAAGUUCCUUAUCACUAUCUCUAUUAAGGCGAAAGAUGCACACGUCUGUUCUUUCAAGCUACGGAUGAUUUGUGUUGAGGACUGAGCUAAUUGCUGAUGACUCAUCUUCCCUUUUUUCUCAGCCAAUUAGUGCUUCAAAAAUAAGAUAUAUAUUUAUAAUAUAUCAGGGGAUAGCCGGGUGGUUGAAUCUUCAAACUCUGUUAAACCAUCUGCAAUUUGGUAUUUGAAAUAUUUGAUUUUCGAGAGAAAAAAUUCGAUGAAAGAUAUUUUAAUUCUAUUUUUUGCUUUUCUUUGUUCCUAUCCUAUUACCAUUUUCCAAGAUAGGUACCUAAAGUACUUUCAGUAUGCAAUUAUGUAAUUUAAAUUAUGAUAGUUAUUGAUUUGGGAAACUUAUAUUCUUAAACAUAUGUUUAAAAGUUUUGAUGUUUUAACACUUAAGUUAAUUUUUUUUUAAUUUUUUCAUUCCUCUACAUUAUUUUAUUUUUGGUCAUGAGACCUAUAUUAUUUAUAUUUGAGAGGAAUAUUCAAGAACAUUGGGAUUUGAACGAUCAUUAUUUUUAUUUAUUUUUUCUUAAUGGGCUCUGCUCUUUGAAUUGCCUUAUGUUUAUUUGUUUAUUUUAUCGCAACAUUUUCUACACACAUGAUGUAAAUUAUAAAUAAAUGAAAGGAUAUCAGAUAAAUAUUCUCACACAGCAUUUUCAUAGAACCUUUUAACUAGCAGCAUAAUUAUUUCGUUAUUUAAAUGGUUUCUAAACUUUAUUUUUUUCAAAGAAACAUAUUUGAUUAUUACUGUACUGUACACAGCAUCGCUUAGGCACUUCUCAUAUUACAUGUAAAAAAAAUUAUGCUCAUUUAUCAGUAUGAUACAUGACAGAGACAGACACAUCAACAUAUGAUUCUUGAGAAAAUAAAGCCACUCUUUUUUAGAGUUUUUUAACAUCUUAUGUUUCAAUAUCUGCCCUAAUAUUAUGUAUUUGUGGCAUAAUUUGUCAUGAAUGUAAUAGGUAUUAAUUUUGUCUCAAACAUUAUGGUUUCGGAAAGAUUUACAUAAUCAGUGUCCAGAUACAAUUGUAAAAUAUUGUAAUUUACCCAUGAUGAAUUUGAAGUUAAACUUGUCAAGCUUUGCUAAUACAUAGAAAUGUAUAAUUUAUUGUUUUUCAUAAAAGUAUUACUGCCAAGGUCAGAUUUCAACAUCAUUGUAAACAGCCGUACAUGGCAACAUUACUGGAAAGAUAAACAAGGUCAUAAAAAGUUUAUGUCUGGAUUAAGGUUAGUGUGCUGUUACAUGACUAUCCCGUGCACAGAAAGUGUAUUGUUUUUAUUAUAAACUAGCUGUACCCUGCCACGCUUUUCUGUGGCUUCUUAGCUGAAUGUAAAAGAACAUAAUCCGUUUAGUAAACUCCGUUGAAAUCCAUGAAAACAAAACAAUCAAGAGAAAACGCUUGUCUUUUGUUUUUAUUAGCGGGAUAAAUGUUCAUAAAAGUAAAACAGCAAUAAAAAAAUGAAGGAACGUUAGAAUUCAAAAAAUAAAUAGCCAUAAACCAUCUAGGAAAAAUUUCGCAUCGAAUAGUGGUAGUUUCAUGUCGAUACGAUCAGUGGUUUAGGCGUGAUUGAGCCUCAAACGAAGACCAUUUUCAUUUUAUAUAUAUACUAGCUGUACCCUGCCACGCUUCGCUGUGGCUUCUUAGCUGAAUGUAAAAGAACAUAAUCCGUUUAGUAAACUCAGUUGAAAUCCAUGAAAACAAAAGAAUCAAGAGAAAACGCUUGUCUUUUGUUUUUAUUAGCGGGAUAAAUAUUCAUAAAAGUAAAACAGCAAUAAAAAAAUGAAGGAACGUUAGAAUUCAAAAAAUAAAUAGCCAUAAACCAUCUAGGAAAAAUUUCGCAUCGAAUGGUGGUAGUUUCAUGUCGAUACGAUCAGUGGUUUAGGCGUGAUUGAGCCUCAAACGAAGACGAUUUUCAUUAUAUAUAUAUAGAUAUAUAUAGAUUACAUUUUUAAAUUAUUUAUUAUUAUUUUACAUUUUCAUGUCUAUGCUACAUUGUUGUCUAUUGGACGUAUCUUAAAGUGCUACAAUCUAUGGCAUAGCCCAAGUGACUUUGAGGCCUCAAUUAGCAAGACCCCUCUAGGGAACAAAUGACUUUCAUGGCAAAUUGAACUUUUUGUACGUAAUUUGCACAAAAGAACUUUCAUUGUUGAAAAUUCACGUUUUAAAUUUGAGACAUUUUAGUGUUUUCAGAUGUGUUGUUGAAUGUCUGUAUUUUGUUUUGAUGGGUUAAUUAAGUCAACGAUCUUUGUGUCUCGGCCAAUGAGAGGCCAUGUUGCUUAAGUUAAGCGUCGUUAAUUAAGUUAAGAAAAACGUUUUUGGAAUGACUACUGCGUUGGCUAGACAGCCUGGGUUUCAAUCCCCUUAAAAAUCUGAUAAUUCUACGAGCUAAACAGAUCAUCCAGUUGUAGGGAUGUUUUUAAUCGCCGUAUAAACAUAAUUAUAUGUAAUUUAUAUAGGGCACAUCCUAUAUGAUGUGUAAUUAGGUGUGAAAUUAACGUGAGUAAAGUUGACUCGUAAUGCUAUUUUGAACGGACCGUAUUUCUGCAUAAACGUAUUUGAUUCUGCCAACACUUAUAUAAAUUUUGAUUUUUGUGUCGAAAGAUAAACAAUUUUUAAGCCAAUUACUAUUCUGAUUUACAUGUUCUUAGUUCUAACCCAGAGGUGAAAUGAGACGGAGUUCUCAUGAAAUUCUACCAUACCUACACACUGGAUUCAGCCGAGGUACACUAAUUUAACUAAAGUGACAACGAUAAUAAACUAUAUUUUAACACAUUAACUUUGAUCUAGAGUGAGAGCAACAGACACAAUAAUUUGGAUUUAUGAACUUUUGUUGUAUUUUAUCAUGUGUGCAACAUAUCUCCUGUUUAUUUAAAAACAUAAGAGUAUACCACUGGUUAAACCAAUAAUUAUCUAUAUAAUUGUCUGAUUAAAGAUUAUUUGUUUGAUUUUAUUUUAUUCUAUUAUUACUUCACAGUGUAUGUGUUUUUGUUUAAUAACCCUAAACUACAUGUUCUCACUCUCAUACCAAUCCUAGAUCUGAAGUGUUAUAUUAUUUUAUUUUUUUCUCUUAUGUAUUACAUUACACUUAUCCUAUCCUGAUAAUGAGGUUAAGUUAUACAUAAGAGUGGCACCCAGAAACAAUUCAAAAUAAUCAGAGUCUACACUCGGCAGAGUGGCCAUAUUAAAGAAUAAAUACUCAGAGUGUUCACCAACGUGGCUUAUUAUUAUUUAUACUAUAAUAAAACAGUAGUUUUUUUCUGUCUGUCUGUCUGUUUGUACGCAGUGUUCUACAAAACUACUAUACGAAUUUUAAUGGGGUUUUCAAGUUAACUUGAGCGUAGCAGAGAAAGAAAUAUAAGCUUUAUUUCAUUAAAAUCGGCUCAAGGAAAGAAAAGAAAUCUUAAUUUUAUGACAUACAAUAUAGGUAAUCAUUAUAAGAAGCCAUUAAGUUUUGCUAUUGUAAGGAACUAAGUAGAGAGUAAGAAAAAAUAAAGAUCCAGACAGUUUGUAGUGUCGCCAUAUUUGUUUCAAUUUUCAAUACCCUUUUUUAGAGGUGGGACGAUACCACACUUUCGAUACUUGAUUCUGUAUUGUUUUUUCAGUUCGAUACUUCGAUACUUUCUAUACUCCAGGGAAAAAAUAUUUUCCCAUUAAGUAACAUUUAUUACAAAUAACAUAAAUUAGUUUUAAACUAUAUAAAUUCCCUCUUUAUUACAAAAAUACAAAUGAGAACUUUGAGAAGCAAAUAAGAAAUGUAGUAGUAAUUUAAUGAAACUACUUUAAAUUUAUAGUAGAUUUAACAGCCAAGCACUAGUUGUAACACACUCUCUUCAGUAUAGUCGGUGCUAAUAAAAUAACGGAGAAGUAAUAUAACAGGACAAUGGUGCCGUUACAGUUCAGGACACAAAAGCAAACAAUGUUUAUUUUUUGAAUAAUUGAUAAAAUAGCACCGUAACGUAAGACAACAAUAUGAUAGUGUUACGAUUUGAAAGGCACGUUAAUUCCGAGGUUAAACUCACGAUAUCGUUCACACAACAAUCCGGAUAUUUGUCUGAAAAUGUUUUAAAAACAUUCAACACAAUAGUUUUCUGUGCACAUUUCAAAGGCUUUCCCGUUCUGUGUUUUACAAAACUCGGUCCGGCGUCAGCCAUAACAAACCGUGCGCGCGCGAAUCCGAAAUACAACUGUUGCGCCGGGCAUCAACUGUACACUGUACACAUGGCGUCUGCUAACAUAAUUGUAAGUAAAUACUUGCUGACACAUUAAACUGUAUUUGAUAUCAAUGGUGAAAUGCUAUAAUGCUAUAUAACAACAAUUGUUAUAAAAAAAGGCAGUGUAAAAAUACUUACAAAUGGUAAGUAACCAAGGGACUAUUUCUUGCACACGAAUAAUGUGCGCGGUGGCCGGCAGCCAAUAAAAAUGUUCAUUUACAAGAGGCUUUGUUUAUUCCAAAACUCAGGUAAGAGUGAACGAAGAAUAGGCGCGUUAUUGUUAUUAUUGCGACGGAUUGCAGGUGGAGUCAGUUAAUGUGAAUUUUAAGUGCUCGAUAUUUCUACUAAUUUUUUUUUUUUCAAAUUUCCUGUGAAUUCAAUGUCAGAAGUGUUACGUACGAAAAACGUAACUUAUUGAACACGAAACAAAAACAACUUUACCUUACUUUACCGUUUGUUUACUAUUGGAAAGUUGCAGUUACAACUUAUAUAAUUAUAAUUUAUUCUGAUGUAAGCCUAUUGGUUAUCAUACUUACGGCUAAUAAGCUGUUCUAGUAGUUGUAUUUUGUACGAUGGCGACUCAAUACUCAAUUCAAUACAAAUGAACAAGCAUUCCGGUAUCGAAAGAAUGUAUCGAAUUUACAGUUUCGAUACUCAAUACUUUGCGAUACCGUCAGGUAUCGAGGUAUCGAAGUAUCGAAAAUCCCAUCACUACCCUUUUUGUAUAUUACAAUUUAAAUUGCAGAAAAAAAUCAUGUUUCAUAGACACAUAAAUAGUGAGUGUGUGUGUCAUUUCUCUAUGUUCACGAGGUCUCGCCGCGUCAAUUUUCUCCUUGGGGCGAAUCCGUCCGCUUAAUUAAAUUAAAUAAACAGCUUUUAUCGUUGAAUGAUUUAUUUCAUAAAAAACUGCUCUCAUAAAGACACUAAUGAAUCACCAUGUUCGAUAACAAGAAAUUGUGAUAUGGCAAAAGUGUUACAAGACUGCUCUCUAAUCGUUUGGGAUGAAUGCACAAUGGCGAAUAAAAAAGCAGUUGAAGCUGUGGACAUGACACAGGUGCCCUCCCUGAGCAACACGGUCAGGUGACGCUUCCAGAAAUACUUGGCAGAGUCGUAUCUUCGGAAGACGAACUCAUACGUUCGGUAUUCGGGGAUCUGUCAAACAUACAUCAUCAGGAACAUACGUGGUUAUGUGAACGUGCCAUACUCACUCCAAGAAAUGACCAAGCUGCUGCAAUCAAUGAAAAAAUUUUAAACGAAUUGAAUGGGGCUGAAGUGGUUUACACAUCGUUUAACAGCGUCCUUAAUCAGGACGACGCCACUAAUUAUCCAGUUGAGUUUUUGAGCUCUCUCACUGCAAGUGGUCUUCCUGUUCACAAAAUUGUUCUCAAAGUCGGUGUUCCAAUAAUGCCUCUGAGGAACCUUACUCCCCCAAAAUUGUGCAAUGGAACCCGACUUAAAGUAACUGCUCUACAACGAAAUAUAAUCGAAGCUGAGAUUCUCACUGGAUGUGGCUCAGGUGAAACUGUUUUCAUACCACGCAUACCAAUCAUUCCGAAUAACUUCCCGUUCGGGUUCAAGCGCACACAGUUUCCAAUAGCAGUUUGUUUCGCGAUGACAAUAAAUAAGUCUCAGGGUCAGAGCCUUAAGGCAGCUGGUGUCGACUUAAGGUCUGAUUGUUUUUUCCACGGCCAGAUGUAUGUGGCUUGCUCGUGGGUCAGUAAUGCAGACAAUCUUUACAUUCUAGCUCUAGACGGGAAAACAGUAAAUGUGGUUUACAAAGAAAUUUUAUGAAGUGUCUUCCCGACAUUACAUUUGAAAGUAGAAACAUAUUUACCCAAAAUUUAGGUAGUAACAUAUUUUUAUUGCAAAGACUGAAAUAGAGGUGAGAAAAAUUAUCACAUGUGAACAUAAGAAAACUACUACAACUGUACCAACUGUUAUGUUAUAAUGUUUAAAUUUCUAAAUGGUGCAAGAUAAUACAAAAUUCCAUGCGGAAAAAGUCGUGGGCAGCAGCUACGUAUAGUUAUAGGUAUAGGGCUAUGCAUGCUGAUUUUUCAUAUACUGCAUGGAUGCGAACAUGUAAGAAUAAUCUAUCUAUCUUACUAGAGUAAAACAGUAGUUAUUUUUCUGUCUGUCUGUUAGUACGCGGUGUUCUACAAAACUACUAUACUAAUUUUAAUGGGGUCUUGCGUAUAACAGUCAUUACUUAAUUAUUUGCCUUCAAUGCAGUUAUUUUAUUUCACGUCCAGUGAAGCGGGCGGGUUCGGCUAGUCUACAGUAAAACCAUUUAUACAUUCUAGUAAGAGUAAUAUUAAGAGUAGUAGUAACUAUUCAGAGAACUAUUAUUGCACUCACACACACUACCUUAUCAUUAGUGUAUUGUGUUUUUGGGUUCCUAAACCAUAUUUUAUGACUUAUUGUUGUUAAAACACCAAACUAUUGAUUUUUCUAAUCAUUAAGUAUUGUGGAAUGAUAUCCAGGUUGAUGGUUUAUGUUACGUUCUCUAAUUUAGUUGGUGCCCAUUGACAGAACGUUACGUCAGUUCUUUGGUUACCUUGUCAAAUUGUUUUUCUGAAUGUCAUUGAAAAAGUUAUCAGUACGUAUUACAUUUUUAUACUAUUGUAAUUUUAACUGUAAACUUUUAGCCAAUUUUCUGUGUGCAAAAGCUUGAACAUUUUGUCCAAAUCAAGGGAGUGAAGGAUUUAAAAAUCCCUGAGAUAGAUCAAUGACUGAAAUUUUCCUAGUUCUGUUUGAACAAGUAUCACGGGUAUACGAGCUUGUAACUGUAAAAUACAUAAUAAUUCUAAAUACUGAUCAUUAAUCCUAUCCAUUGCAGCAGAUGUAAUUAGAAUGUAUGCAAAUGUAGGCAUCUUCAUGUUUAAACUAUUUUUUUUAUACUGGACCAAUACUUGUUCAAAACUUGAUAUCAUCAGUUGCUUUCUCCAAAAUGUUUGGUAUCUUUAAUUCUGUAGUAAAUAAAUUUUAAAAAAUUGUAUAUUUAUAUUUCUAGCAUAUCACUCCCAUUAUUUCAAUAAACAUUGUGCAAAUUAA
This is a messenger RNA of Bacillus rossius redtenbacheri, 11072 nucleotides long. It is a transcript of the gene ValRS, whose product is annotated as valine--tRNA ligase. Gene Ontology annotation, biological process: valyl-tRNA aminoacylation. NCBI's taxonomy places the organism in Eukaryota, Metazoa, Arthropoda, Insecta, Phasmatodea, Bacillidae. The transcript has 18 exons. Bases 157 to 3717 code for a protein of 1186 amino acids. Gene Ontology annotation, cellular component: cytosol. The record is from RefSeq and is a predicted model, not a curated record. Gene Ontology annotation, molecular function: ATP binding; valine-tRNA ligase activity; aminoacyl-tRNA deacylase activity.